This is a messenger RNA of Bactrocera latifrons, 2067 nucleotides long. RefSeq names its product 1-acyl-sn-glycerol-3-phosphate acyltransferase gamma-like. Gene Ontology annotation, cellular component: endomembrane system. The record is from RefSeq and is a predicted model, not a curated record. Gene Ontology annotation, molecular function: 1-acylglycerol-3-phosphate O-acyltransferase activity. The transcript has 5 exons. Bases 279 to 1448 code for a protein of 389 amino acids. NCBI's taxonomy places the organism in Eukaryota, Metazoa, Arthropoda, Insecta, Diptera, Tephritidae.
GUGACCUUUGGAAGCAAAUUUUUGAAGAUUGUACGCGUACUGGUAUUACACCAAAGUGAUUUGUUCAGCCACACUUUUAUACCAAGCCAAGUUACUACCAGGUUUCAAUUAAUGCAAGUGAUACGAAAGCUUUUGCUAUCAGUUGCAAUUACGCCUGAUACCUGCUUGGAGAGAUUUUUCAGUCUUUCUUCAGCGAGGUUUGUGAUCAGUAGUGUACUGAUCGCCAAGCAGCAUAAAUCUAUUUCAAUUAUAAACACUUUUAGCAUAACACGUUAAUCAUGAUUUCGUUGACGGAGUUGAAAAAACUCACAAUUGUGCAUUUAGGCAUAGCCGUAACCUUCUUCAUAUCAGGUUUGGUGAUAAAUUUGGUGCAGCUAAUAUUGUAUAUCGCUUUGAAACCCUUCAACGUCGUGCUCUUCAGACACAUCAUGUACUAUCUCUGUUAUUCACUGUACUCUCAGUUGAUAUUCAUUGCUGACUGGUACUCAAAUAGUAAACUACAUUUGUACAUCGAUCCAGAGGAAUUAGAAAAAUUCUGUGGUGAGGAGCAUGCUAUGAUUAUACAGAAUCAUUCAUAUGAAAUUGAUUGGCUAUGCGGUUGGAUGUUUGCCGACAAAGUACAUUGUUUAGGCAAUUGCAAAGCAUAUGCAAAGAAAGCUAUUUCUUAUGUGCCUGUAAUGGGUUGGGCAUGGAAAUUCGCUGAAUUUGUAUUUCUGGAACGUUCGUACGAAAAGGACAUUGAGAUAAUUUCACGUCAAUUAAAAGAGGUAUUUGCUUAUCCUGAUCCCAUAUGGCUGCUGCUCAAUGCUGAGGGUACACGUUUCACACCAAAGAAACAUGAAGCUUCCGUUAAAUUCGCUGAGGAACGUGGUUUACCUGUAUUGAAACACCAUUUGAUACCACGUACAAAAGGUUUUACGACAAGCCUACCAAGCAUGCGUGGUCGCUGUCCCGCCAUUUAUUGCACUACUUUGGCCUUCAGAAAGGAAGACAAGAAUGCACCGACUAUUUCCACACUGCUCAACGGAUACUCGGUCGAAGGUCAUUUGUAUGCACGUCGUAUUCCAGUAGAGAGUGUGCCGGAAAAUGAAAAGGAGGCGGCUGAAUGGUUACACAAUUUGUAUCGCGAGAAGGAUCGUUUGGUCGACAGCUUCCACACAACUGGCAAUUUCUUUGAUGCUUCUGGCUUUAAGGAGGUGCCCGUUACUGUUUUAAAAUAUCGCCCAUGCAGUUUAAUCAACUUUGCUCUCUGGGCUGUAUUUUCGAUAUCGCUUAUACUCUAUUAUUUGAUAUCUUCACUUUUAUCACAAAAUUGGAUCGGUCUUUCGAUUGCUGUGGGAAUACUUGUGGCAUUCUACAUACUAAUGGUUAAGUCAAUCAAUAUGUCGAAAAUCAGCAAAGCUUCAUCCUAUGGUUCGGAAUCGAAAGCGGAUGCAAAGACAAAGUAAUUGCUCUGAGCUUGCAUGCUUAUACAUACACAUGUACGUGUAUCUCUGCGAGCGAUUUUACAAAUUACAAGUUUUAAGAACAUGAGAACGUAUGUAUAUAGCCAUAAAUUUACUUUCGUAAUACGAGUAUGAGCAGUGUGUUUGUUUCUGAAAUUUGAUGAGGUAAAAGGGGACAAAGUACAACAGAAUUUUUAAUUCGUGUUCCCCAUUACCUGCACUACAUGUAAAAGUGUACAUACAGACAUGUACUUACCAGUAAUGUUAGUGGACAGCCAAUCACUAUUAUUUAACAUCGGGAUCAUAAAUAAUUAAUGCUGACUGAUAAACAGCAUUAAUUUGUUGUGUGUAGGCUUUAAACCAUUGGACAAUGAGCGUCAAUAUUUCGAUUUAUACUGUGGUUGCCGAAAAACAUGUUAAAAAUCGUAACAUUUAUAUAGCUUUAGAAAUCGACCAAAACUGUGUAAAUUGACUAUAUUUCCAUUUUCGAAUACUUUUACAUACAUACAUACAUAUGUAUAUAAACGGACUAAUUAGAAAAGCACGUACGAGCACCUGUUCAUUGUUUAGACUGCUGAAUGAUAUUGAAAUAAAGCGUAAAGAUGCGUGUUUUAAGCUUAAA